UUACGUGUGAAAAAUGAUUGCCGUUAAUACCGAGUGUAUAACUAUGGUGAGAAGAUGCCUUCUGACGUUCAAACCUUUCAGGAUUUUUGUGGCAGGCAUCGGUUUCUUCAGUCUCUGUUUUUUAAUGACCUCUCUGGGGGGACAGUUCUCAGCCAAGCGGCUAGGUGAUUCCCCAUUCAGCAUCCGAACUGAAGUGUUGGGCGGUCUAGAGUCUCGUGGGGUUCUGAGAAAGAUCAGCGAUAUGUUGGAGAUUAUCAUGAAGAGGAUUGACACCCUAUCGAAACUGAGCAACAUCAGUGAGUCCCAAAGACUGGAGGAACACUUCCCAGAAGAGAGAGUGCCGAGCCCGGUAGGCCUGGUGGAGCGGAUCCAGGCCAUUGCCCAGAAUGUGUCCGACAUGGCUGUACGAAUGGAGCAGAUUCUGAAACAUACACUUUUAUGACACUAUCAGUUAAGCUUAGGUUUAAGGUUUAGGUGUGAAGUCCUGAAGGAUCCUCGGUACCCGGAUUGCGGCAGUAAAGUGGAUUGGAUGAGGGCCAGAUGGACAUCAGAUCCUUGCUACGCCUUUUAUGGAGUGGACGGCUCAGAGUGCUCUUUCCUUAUCUACCUUAGUGAGGUGGAGUGGUUCUGCCCCAUGCUGGCUUGGAGGAACCAAAGUGGCCACCCCACAAUCCACAGCCUGCCAAAGGGACAGGCAUUUCUCCGCUUCGAUUUGGCUGUUCUGUUGGAGCAGGUCGGCUCGGGAAAAGAAUCUUUAAGCUUCAUGAGGAGGCGAAUGCGCAGAUUGGCUGCACAGUGGGCUGCAGCUGCUCGCAGACUUGAUGAACGUCUGCACAGUCAAUACAGAGAACAGAAGAGGAUCCUGGUUCAUAUGGGUUUUCUAACAGAGGAAUCUGGUGAUGUGUUCAGUCCGAAGGUGUUGAAGGGAGGGCCACUUGGAGAGAUGGUUCAAUGGGCAGACAUCCUCACCACGCUUCAUGUGCUGGGACACAACCUCAAGAUAUCACUCUCCGUUAAAGAGCUGCAGGGGUCCCUUGGCGUGCCUCCAGGAAGAGGAAGUUGCCCUCUGAUUGGUCCUUUGCCUUAUGACCUUAUCUAUACAGAUUACCAUGGCCUGCAGCAGAUGAAACAGCACAUGGGCCUUUCCUUUAGACAACACAGGUGCCACAUCCGAGUGAUUGACACUUUCGGCACAGAGCCAGCAUAUAAUCAUGAGGAGUAUGCCACAAUGCACGGCUACAGGACCAACUGGGGCUACUGGAACCUCAACUGCAAGCAGUACAUGACCAUGUUUCCACACACCCCUGAUAACUCCUUCAUGGGUUUUGUGACAGAGGAAGUAAACCAGACUGCAAGAGUCAACAUACAGAGAGACAAAGUCAACAACAUGGCUGUGGUUUAUGGCAAAGAGGCCAACAUGUGGAAGGGUAAGGAACAGUUACUUACCAUAUUACACCAUUACAUGGACAUCCAUGGUACAGUCUACUAUGAGGCACAGCGCCCCCCAGAGGUGCCUGCAUUCGUCAGGAACCACGGCCUGCUGCCCCAGCACGAGUUACAGCAGCUUCUGAGAAAGGCAAAGCUCUUCAUGGGAUUCGGCUUUCCCUAUGAAGGCCCAGCCCCUUUAGAGGCCAUAGCCAAUGGCUGCAUAUUCCUGCAGCCAAAGUUCCAUUCUCCUCGAAGCUCCCUCAACCACGAGUUCUUCAGAGGGAAGCCCACUUCCAGAGAAGUGUCAUCUCAGCAUCCUUAUGCUGAGCAGUACAUCAGCAAACCUCACGUCAUAACAGUUGACUUCAACAAUUCUCAAGAGUUUGAAGCUGCCAUUCGAGAUAUCCUCAAAGCCAAGGUGGAGCCCUUCAUACCCUACGAGUACACUUGUGAAGGCAUGCUGGAGAGAGUGAAUGCUUACAUUCAACGUCAGGAGUUUUGUCACACCAGAGAUCCAUUUCCUGCAGUCAAUGAAUCCAAAUCAUGGCCAGGGAAUCCACCUAGCCCGUUCCUCCAGCUGUCUAACUCCACAACUCUGAUCUGGGCUCCAAACAUCUCUGCUCCGGCCUGCUGGCCUCCUCUCAGUGCCCUGCGGCUCCUGCUGUCUACAGAGGCUUCGUCCUGUCUGAAAACCUGCCAAGAUGCUGGUUUAAUCUGUGAGCCAGCUUUCUUCCCUUUCAUCAACAAUAUGGAAGCCUUCAAUGGGCUUAACGCUCACUGUGAGUCUCUGGAUUCUGAGAAGAACCACGUGUUUCCAGCCGUUCAUGUGGACAGGAGAGAAUGUUUCCUGCAGAAAGAGCCAUUGUUGUUCAGUUGUGCUGGGAUCAGUGGCAAACACCAGCGCCUUUGCCCAUGCAGAGACUUCAUCCAGGGCCAGGUGGCACUAUGCAGGGACUGCCUUUGAGCUCUGACCAUAGACCUUUGGAGAUGUCUGUGGUAAACUGAUGCCAGUUCUGUGCAGUCAAACACGUUGGCAUUCCCAGAAGCUGUGGUAUCAACAGUUUAUUGGAAAUUGCUGAACUGGGGUCAUUGGCGUCAAGCAUGAAGAUUUUUCCAGAGAAGUGGCUUCACUCCUUGUUCCUUUUUGCACUUAGAUCCAAAGCAUAACUAAGAGUUCGGAUAAACUUUUAAAGAUGAUAAGAAAACACCCUCAUGUUUUGGGAUAUGCACCAUCUUUGGAGUCUAUCUGAACAAGAUUGGCUAGUGGUUGCUUCAGGGUUGGACAGAAAGUACUUCAAGCAGAAAAUGAAUGCAAAUUACAGUUUUGAUUUUUGGAAUUUCUCUGUGAAUAAGGCCAGACUUCAGAAGCUGUAGUUUAAGGAAUGCUGAAAGUGUUAGAAUUGCACAUGAUUUUUAAAGUCAACAUGAAACUGUAUUUUGAACCAAUUUUAUUUAGUAAAUUUUUAGAAAUUGUUUUUUCAAUUAGAUUAAUUGGAGAGUGGGACUUUAUUUUAUCGAUCAAGAAUGGAUUGGAUUGUAAAAACUGGACGUUUCCUAUCAGAAUGGACCUCAUUGGCCAUGUUUACAUGCAACCAAUUAAUCUGUUUAGAAUCCGACUGAUAGCUAAAUCGGAUUGAAAAGGCUUCAUGCAAACACAAAAAUUAUUCGAUUGAGCUGGAUCCGAAUGAAAUCUGCAUCCAAUUGAAGGGGGUGUUGUAGACCUAAAAUAAUCCGAUUAAAAGCAAAAUGUUAGCCAUGUAAACGUUUGAAUCCGACUAGCUUCUCAAUAAUAUUCAUAUCAGAGAUAUGGUGUAUGUAUGUUUAUACAUGAUACUCUUUAUGGGAACCUAAAAAGCACAUAUCUUCUUUCUUGACAUCACAUAAAGCAAAAAAGAAUGGUCAUUCUUAAUAGGGACUUUAAGCAGCAGGCGUUCUGUGUCCCAUUGCAUGUUCACGACUUCACUUCCUAACAUCGAAUCUAUCAUUUAUAAAGCAUUUCUUCUUUGCCAUAGUGACAGUUGAUCGUAUGUGACAGAUUAGGAAAGUAAAUGUUAGAAUAUGUUUACAAGAUAUGAUGCAAUGUGAACACAGUAAAUAGCAUAAUUACACACGGUUAUUGGCUUUGAAUAAAAAACCUCAAAAUUAUCGGUAGACUAUUAAUAAUGAUAUGUAGGUUUUAAAUUUAGUCUAUUUAUAUCGCACAAGAGUAAAACUCCUUCUCACAGUUAUAUAACAUUGCAAGCAUCCCUUCUCUUGCUGUUUUAAAUAGCCAACCAUUUUUUCUUGAAUGAUUAAAUGCUCUGUUCCACCAUCGUUAUUGCUUAGUGAUUUUUGUGUAGCUUCCCAUCCACAGCUGUUGCUUAAAGUCCCUAUUAUUUUGUUUCCAUUACAAAUCUGUAAACUCCUUUAAGGGCUCACCCACCUGUCUUUACUUUUUACUCGCACCCAGAGAUGCCUGCAGUUAGAUUGGAGGAGUAAUGGGCAUGAGGGAAAUACUGUACAUGGUUACGUCAGACAGAGUAUUAGAUGCUGCUUCUAAUUCUUUGUUUGCCGAGUAGAGUGAGUAACAUAAGAAGAAAGCUUUUCUGGCAUAUUUCUUUUAGAUAUCUCAACAAAGCAAAUAUGCCAAUUACGGACUUUGGUGCCAUUCUCACUUUCUCAACCUUAACGACCGAAGCUCUUCACAUACGCAAAAGUUUGGUUCGGAAUGCAUGUAAUGCACAUGUAAAUUAAUAUUUGUAUCAACUGCAAAGCUUAGAGGACAUAAACAGGAUUGCAUUUAUUCGGAUUGAUGAAAAUGAGUGCAUGUAAACAUAGCCAUUGUGAGUUUGUAGUUGAUUGUGGUGGAUGACCCCCUUUUGAAUAGGCUUUUUAAAACAGGAUUUGUGAAUGGCUGCAUAACAUUAGCCUAUAACAAUGCCUAAAUAGCUAUUUAGCUACUGGUUAACAUUAACUAGCCCACAUGGUCUAUGUGACAUCAGCGAAAUAGGAACGUUGCUUCAGUGGUAGUGCAAGUUAUUAAUAAAAAAAAAAGGUGAAUUUUGAUAUCAUGUUGACUUUAGAAAAGACCUGAUCUCUGCUAUGAAAAAAAUACUGGGAAAAAAAAAACCUGGAGAAAAGACAGGAUUAUUUAAAGAUCUGCCCAAAAUCAUCAUGU
Messenger RNA from Xyrauchen texanus (razorback sucker), 4585 nucleotides. RefSeq names its product alpha-1,6-mannosylglycoprotein 6-beta-N-acetylglucosaminyltransferase B-like. Gene Ontology annotation, cellular component: Golgi apparatus. The record is from RefSeq and is a predicted model, not a curated record. Gene Ontology annotation, molecular function: alpha-1,6-mannosylglycoprotein 6-beta-N-acetylglucosaminyltransferase activity. Gene Ontology annotation, biological process: protein N-linked glycosylation. Lineage: Eukaryota; Metazoa; Chordata; Actinopteri; Cypriniformes; Catostomidae. The transcript has 20 exons.